Pogonomyrmex barbatus (red harvester ant) is the source of this 3300-nucleotide messenger RNA. RefSeq names its product mediator complex subunit 24 (gene MED24). Gene Ontology annotation, cellular component: mediator complex. Gene Ontology annotation, molecular function: transcription coregulator activity. NCBI's taxonomy places the organism in Eukaryota, Metazoa, Arthropoda, Insecta, Hymenoptera, Formicidae. Gene Ontology annotation, biological process: positive regulation of transcription initiation by RNA polymerase II. The record is from RefSeq and is a predicted model, not a curated record.
CUGCCAGUAUUGGCAGUGAGUUAUGGAACGUAGCCCUAGUGAACGAUAGUGCAGCCAAGGGAAAAUAUUAUUAGUGUCCAGGCUAUUACAGGGUAUCUCGAUUUGAAGGAAACUGUGUUAAAAAGAGUGAAUAAAGGGGAAUGAUUUAUAAUAGUGAUUUAUAAUAGUAAUUUUUACUUGACAUUUGCCGAUGAACUUAUAAAAUUUCUGUAUACCUUUUCACGAAUGCCUGAGAGAUAUUAUGCAAAGUCAAUCUUAUCUCGUCUUGGGAGGAUGUUUUGUUUAGUUCAAAUGGUCAGAUGUCUUCAAUGUGGCAGAAAUUAUAUAAUGUUCUAACAUUACCAAUGGAGACUAAAGUGACUAGCAAGACCAGCAGUUUGAAAGCUCUUCUGUUACGAGCUUGGCGAGAGCGUUGGACUGAUUUGCAGUGGGGUAUUAAUAUCAAAACAAUUCUGCCAAGGGGGGUAAGUGGCGAUGUGUAUAAUUUAGCAGACUGUAUAUUGCAACAAGCAUUAGUAGGACCUGGGCCUAAUCAAUUAGUACUGUCAUAUCUGAAGCAUUCCUUAAGUUCUCAGUUGGUAUCAUAUGCUGCAGUAUUACAGCGAAUAAGUAAAUAUGAUGCAUUUCACAAGCCUCAUUGCAUUGUGAGUUUGCUGGAGUUUUUGGAGUCUAUUCAAGGUGGUAUUACGUGCCGUGGUAAACCUGAGGAGGAUCUUCUAGCAGCAGCGGUUCUGUCUAUUGUCCAUUGGCUUCUACAAUGUUACCUGCACACGUUAACAAAGAUGCCUCAAAGCAAUCCUCUUAUCCCGCAUCCAAGCGAGCUUAUAGACAAACCUGCCAGUAUUUUGCAACAGAUGCUGAACUCGGAUUUUUUGUGCGCAAUGAUGUAUCUAGCUAAAUAUAAUGACAAAGAUCUGUAUGUAGAGGUUGUGAAAAAAUGUCAGGAGAUCGAGACAUUAUUGAAGACGAGCACUCAGAAGUCUGUAGUGCCGAUAGACGAAUCUUUGAAAAAGUUGUGUAAUCUCGAGAUCGAAAGUCUCUGUCCUGAAAAAACUAAAAUGGAAUCCAUCACCCAUUGUCUACAACCACUUUUCGCUGUUCAAGUAUUAUUAAAUCCUAGUACUGAGACGACUGUAUUUGUCAAUCAGCUAUUAAUGGUACAAAGACUAAAGAGCUAUACAAACGCGCGGCUUUACUGCGAAAUAAUUCGCGCCUGUCUGAUGUGUCUGUACAAUGUAACGGGAACAUUCAAGGAGUCACAGUGGGGUGCCUUCACGUUUCUAAAGGUGCCUCAAAUACUAAAAGAAUUACACGCGGCUAAUCUAAAUGCUGAUGAAAAAUUCGAAUAUUCGCAAGACAUUUUAGAUGCAUUCGAGAUGUUGCUUCAGUUCACACCUCUGCUUGAUAUAAUGGACACUACGUGUUCAUGCAAUUACUUAGAGUCUUUGUUGAAUGAAUUUCAAAAGGUAAAUCUUGUAACAGAGAAGCAAGCAAAGCAAAUAGGAGCUAGGAGGGAGGGAGUGACUACGACGUCAUCAAUUCCGAAGGUCAUCGUACGCGCGGGGCAGACAUUAAAUGGGAUUUUAAGGACGCUGAAUGCCGAUUACGCAAAGAUCCAGGAGGGUUUAUUGAGCGUACUGUAUCAAGUCUUGACAGGAAAAAGCUUCGAACUGAUGUUAGCCGUAGCGACCGUGGAAGGAGAAUUGAAGACCUUCGUCACGAAACUCAUUAAGUUUAACGAAUGUAGUAAACAAAUCAACGAGCCUGUACCCGACAAAACAGCAGCGACGAGAGCAAUGCUAUUCGACGUAUCUUUUCUUAUGUUGUGUUCUAUAGUACAAACAUAUGGCUCUGAUGUUGUCUUGGAAGAAGGUGGGGAUUCGUUUUUCGAACAAUGGGUGCGCGAAUGCCUACCAGAACGGAAUAAGCUAAAGUCACCACAGAGAAUGCUGCAAAGCGUUGAUCCGGCGAGGGUGGAUGCUUUGCUAACGCAGAUCAAUUCGCCGGAUCCUGAUUUCAAGUCGAGCAAUCUAAAAUGGCACGUCGCGUGCCAGUCGGCAAUGGGCGCAGUGAAAGAGCUGCUCUGUGCGUGGGAGAGUGGGGUACUGGGCGCCGGCGAUGUCAAGAGGGCCCUGGAUGGUUUACGUGCGACGGCUUGCUGCCUGCCAGUUUGCGCUGCUGCGUGGCUAUGUGCAUAUAUGAGCAUCACACAUCAAGACGCUCUGCUGAAACCUAUGAAUAUGGUUCAACACUUUCUGACGCCGCUGUCGGGUGACGAAAUGCAGGACAAUCUUAAAGAUAGAUCAAGCUUGAUGUUCCAGAUUAUUCGGAAAAUGCAAUAUGAUGUGCAUCCACCCACACAAUCGAAAACGAAAGUGCUUUCAAUGUCUCACAGUAUUAUAUCGCGGCAGCCGAUACUGGAACAGUUGGAAUCUGUUUGGCAGAACAUAAAUCAACGUGGUUGGAUAAAUAUACAAGCUAUGCAGUCGUUCGAGUCCUUGUUAAACACUGGUGGUUCUUCAUGGUUCGUCACGAAUAUAGUCAAAGAAGUGCUCAAGUAUCGCUAUCAAGAAGAACUGGAUCAAGCUGUAGAUCUAGCCUUUGCGAUUUUCCAUCUCGAUAUAGAGAACUGCACUUUGGAUCUCAUAAAUCAUAUAGUACCACAGUAUUUAUAUAAUUCGUUACAGAGUGAUGAACUCGUGGAACCGCAAUCGUCCAUUCUGGCAAAAUUGUGCGUGUACUGUAUAUUUUCCACUUUGGAAUAUAAUAAUUCGAAUCCGUAUCGUGGGAAUAACCGUAAGCGUGUGCGACGUGAUUUAGACGCGGAUGAUUUGGAUGCACUGGGCGUAUCCAACAAACUCUUGAGACUAAACGAAACGGGUGAGAGUGUUCCUAUGUUUGGUUCACAAAGCCCGCAGGCGCAGGGUACGAGUAAUGGGCAGAAAUCAGUGGUCGUUCUGAGGGAUCCACUUAUGACAGCAUUGAACAAUUUGUUCACUAUAUUCACCUUUCUAGCUGGUAGAGACGGCGAAGUAUCCCAACAAACUCAUUUCAUAUUACAAUUUCUGCGGCUUAUGGUGCAGUGCGGAAAAGACAGGACUCGCAUCGUGUUACAGGGAAUGCCACAAACGUUGGUACCCUGCCUUCUCAAAGCAUUGCCAGAAUUGUUUACGACUGAUAUUUUGCUGAGACUAUAUGACAUACAAACUAUGAUUGGACGCAAGGCCACCGCACGAGAUUUAUGCAUGUUGCGGAAUAUUAAUCUCAAGCCCACAAAAUAAAGGCAUAAUCGUUAUAAAA